UUUAUUUAACGUUCGAGUAAAACAUUUUUUGUAAUAUUUAAGAUUUCGAAAAUUAAAGCAUGUCAGUUAGACUUUCAAUGGUUUCGGGGAAAAAAACAACUAAAGUGCUAUUGAGAAUGAACUUUUGAUAUAUAUAUAUUUUUUUUUAUAGCACGUCUAUGUUUUCGUAUAACUUCAUCGAAUAAGUAUGGAAUCUCUGAUUAAUUGAAGGGAGGACAAAGUUGAGCUUCGCUGCGUUGCUUAUCGAGUUGAAGGUAAAAGCAUAUGAUCGCUUGUGAAAUUCGGAACGAACGUGUUCCGUAAAUAAUAAAGAAAACGAAGAAACCACACGAUGAUAAAUGGAGGAAGGACUUUAGAUGCUACAAAAAGUUACAAAAACAAUUGAUUGACUGUCGGAAAUAUUGGGAGGGGUCCCUAGCACCGGAAGUGCAUGCAAAUAAAUGGAAAAAAUCAAACGACGACACUGAGGCAAUCGUGAUUGCAAACGAGGAGGCUUGACGAGAUGAAGAAAGGGUCGAAAAGGGUGUGUGAUAAAAGCUGCAAUGCGUCAUUGAUGUGACGUUCUGUGCACUGAAUACUGACAAAAGGUUGAAAAAAAGUGCUCUCCGAGGAUAAAAAACUACGUCAAAAACCGAUCGAAAUGUCGAUCAAUGAAAAUCGAAAAUCCUGAUUGAGAUGAAGCAAAAUAAAUAUACUUGACAAAAAAAACUCCUGCUGAGAGUAUCACGAUGAACUAUCCGUUGCAAAGAUAGUUUUCUUCAUUAUAAUUCAUAUUACGACUUAUUGUUAAGACGAAAAACUCGCGAACAUGGGAAAAUUUUAAAAACGCGAAAACCCUCACGAUAUAAGAAGACGAAGAAGAAGAAGCAAAAAACGGAAAUUUACCGAAAGAAAAAAAAAUUAUAAAAUUAACGAAAUCGUAAAUUAACUAUAAAAAGUACUCGCGUAAAAGCCUGCAGUAGCACCAACCACCUCUUCCUAUUAUGAAAACGAGAAUGCAAACGAACAAAAUAUGCAGAACAAUGCAUAGUCUGUAAAUCGUUCAUCAUCAAUAUACACAAACACAGAGAAAAAAAACACGUUCACCGUCACUCUAGGGGUGCGACACACACAUACACACAUAAGACAAGACACAAACACACUGCUGAUAAGAAAAAAAAAACAACAAUUAGUACGAAAUACGCAAGAAGAUGAAAGAUUUAUUAUAGAUAGAAAACGCAUCGUGUCUAUUGGCUGCCAAGUGCCGAUUUAUUAACGGUUGGAUCUAGGUAUGAUUGAAAAUAUACUUAAAAAAAGAGGAAAAGAAAAAACAAUGAAAAAUGAAAAAAAAAAAUGAAAAAUUUUAAACCUAGUAUCGCGUAAUCUUGAAUAUUAUUAAUAAAAAGAUGAAAAGAAUUUAAAAAAAAAAUAAAAAUAAAAAAAAACAAAAAAAAAACAUUGCCGAGGCGAUAACCACGUGGGUUCCGAUGAUUCUGCUCGAACGGAACGUAGAAAAAUAAAUAAACAAGAAUGAACAGGGAACGUUGUCCCCGCCUGCCCGCUUUUGGGCUAUUACGAUUAAAUGUGAAAAAAAAAACAACAAAAAAGAUAAUUUGUCGAGGUGUUCUAUAUAUAUAUAUAUAUAUAUAUAUAUAUGUUUAUACAUAUAUAUAAAUAUAAAUAUGCAUAGAUUGCAAAUUGAGCUGUUCCGCGUGUAUCUUCGCCCGUGUGGUACACGCGAGUUCUAGGUUCCAUCUCCCUCGGAGGAAUGUCUGGAAGAUUUGCGGCUCUCGUCGUUAUUUUAUAUAUAUAUAUAUUCAUAUAUAUAUUUAUAUAUAUAUUAAUAUAAAUAUAUAUGACAUGAUCAUCGAUCUAUUCGCGCACUUGCCUGUGUUUAUUUAAUUCAGGAUGCGCCUUUAUGAUCCAUUUCGAUGAUGGAACAAAAAAUAUAUACUACUAUUGUUAUUAUUUACAGCCUAUUUUCAAAUUUCAUUUUAUGAUAACUGCGAUAUAGUAUGAUAUAUAUAUAUAUAUAAAUAUAUAUAUAUAAUUAUAAUCUUAAUGAUAAUGAUAUUAUAUGAUAUAUAACAAUGAAGCAAAUAAAUGAAUAUAAAUGUCAAUUUACGAUGAAUAUUUUUGUUCAUCAAUGCACUGCCAAAGCUACUGGGUUCGUUCGAUUUGGAUUUGGAACUCUUUUGAAAAGGAAGCACAUCGUUGAUAAUUUCCACUGUUCGAUAAAGUUUUGGGUUUUUUUUUAUCCAGGAAGAACUUUUCUAUCACACACACGCGCACACACGACGCGAAAAGAGGUAUUUUAGUAUCGACUGAGCGUGUUUCACAUAUAUAAUUUCUUACUAGAACUUGGAACAGGCGCCAUCUACCAAAUGAUGACAAACUUAGUUUGAUCCGCUGAACGGCAGCACUCGUAUCUGGUUCAAAAAAUGACCGUUUGAAUUUCAAACACCUGUUGAUUUUUAGCGUAUUGGCAAAGGUGUUGGAGCGGGAUGUUGUGAUAUAUUUUUUUUGCAUUAUUUGUUGACUUUGAAUAGUGCGGAUUGAGGAAUAAAUCAUGAGGUCAAUCAAAUAGUUAUUGAAUUUUGUUGGACGAAUUGGAGUUGUUUUUUACAUUCGAAUUUCGCAGCUGACAACUAACUCUUUGCUUCGAAUGUUAGUAAAUGACAUAAUAGGACUCGAAAUGAUAGUUUUGUGAUACCUAAUAAAAUCGUCUGCACGUGAAAAUGGCUUCGUGGAAUAAAGUUUCUUUAGGCUUCAAUGCCGACGAUGAAACUGUGAAUUUCGGAGCAAGGACAGUCGUCGAAAAUGGUGGGUCGAUUUUCGAGACUACGACGCUUGCUAUUGUCCAAUCUGAAGGAGAGGUCCAUGAAGAUCCAAGUGUUUCAGCGUCUGUUCAAUAUUCCAAACUUUGUGUUGCCAUUGAUAAGUCUGUAACCAUCUUCGCUGAUGAAACUUGCCAGGAGAUCGUCCUUAGUGUUGGCUUUGAUGCUCUCACAAAAACUUAUCGUAUGUCCAAGGAUGGCAAUUUCGUUUUCAUUGCUCUGGACAGCGGUGUUUUGCAUUGUUUGCAUAUUCCCAGUGGCGGCAAACAAGUUUUUUAUGAAAAUGUUAAUGAAGAAUUUGGUGACACAAUAGUGGAAAUAUUCCUACAAGAGGAGGAGUAUUAUGUGAAUGUUGUAAUCGUUGCUGUCAGUGGAGUCACUUAUGGCAUUGAAAAGUUGAAUACAACAUUGCUACAUUCUGCUCUUAUGCAGGAUAAUGAUGAGGAGCUCGAUAGUAUUGUGGAAAAUAUAAAAUUGAUCAAAAUUUUUGAAGGCACCAAAACUGUUGCGGCAGCGAGCAUCAAUUUGGAACGUCCUUUGGACGAAUUAUCGAUAAUAACUAUUGGAAACAGUAUUCAUUUGUGGCCGAGUAAUCGUUCCUGCUCUCACUCAAAUUCGUUCCAUUUUAGUUACAAGAAAGUUCAGUUUGUCGAUAAGUAUGGUGCAAUUGUUUGUCUGCGCGAUGAUGGUUUUUUGAGUGUCCUUUGUCCUGAAACGUUAUUAUCAGUGAAAAUAUGGCAUACUCCCAUUGUUGAUUUUGUCACUACACAAGAUGAUACCGACAAUCACUAUCAGUUGAUUGUCCUAACGGCUGCAGAAAAAAGUGCAGCAACAACCACCUUGAUGCUUCUUUCUUUUCCGGAUUUCGAGCGAAAAUUGGAAAUCUCAGUUCCUAGGACAACGUAUUUGGUCGAUCUUGUGGGCAGCUCUCUCGAGAAUAUAGUUUUUCUCGAAGGAAUCGUAAACGAUGAAACCAGACAAGUUGAUACGAUCAGAGUGAAAGCAAUUGUUGAGAACAAGCCAGAGUAUCGUUUGGAGAGAUUUCUAAGACGCGGACAAUUCAAAGAAGCAGAAUCAUUCGCUGAUAAAUUUGGUUUAAAUCUGGAUCCCGUGCAUGCGGCAAAAGCAGCCGCUUUCGUAACUCAACUCGGUCCGUGGUCAAACAGCGAAACAAACAACGCUGAAAUAUUUCAACUUUUCAUCGACACCUUGGAUAAAAUAAAUGACGUUAAAUAUGUUUACGAUUGUUGCAAUAAUGCUCUCACGUCGAAUUAUAAACAAACGCGACAACUUCUUUUGUACGCUCGUCAACGAAUCACUGAAACGAAUAUCCAGGAAUCCAAGGACCAUGAUUUCGUCUCUUUGCUAAAAACGCUCAAUUCGAAUUUGAAAAAACUCGAAACUUUUGAAUUUAUUCGCACAAUCAAAAAUGAGGCUGAACAGGAAGACUGUCGAAAUAUACAAGAAUGGAUCAAAUUUUCGAAGGUCGAUUUGUUACAGGAAUGCCUCGCAUUUCUGUCCCUCGGUGAAUUGGAAGUGGCAGCUGCGAUAUGGACGAGACAUUUGCCAGAAUUGACGCUGGUAAUGAAUUCGAGCAUAGUCAAGAAAAUUUUAGAUUCCAUUUCGGAUUCUACUCAUCCAUCUAACCUGAGACCAUGGCUCAGUCACUUUGUGCCUUCGGUUAUUUCCUUGCUACCAAGUGCUCUGCCCGAAAUCAUUCAAUGGGGUUACGAAAAAACGCGAUCUUUGGAAAAGUACAAUCGAAAAGAAUGGCCUCAGGUUGGUUUGGAUUUCGCUCAUCAUUUGGUCGAUCUUUUCACUGUUCGAGAAUCGCAUAUAUCGUUUAAUUGUAAUCAACAAUACAUGAGCAGAGGUUCCGAUCUUCAUCGACUUAUGGCUCUUGUUCGAGCUAUUACCGAGUUAUUGGAACUCAAAACCCAGCACAGAAUUGUACUGCCCCUGCAAAUUUAUCUCGGCGAUCCGAUGAUCGUUGUGCAUCAGCUGCUCGACAAGGCCCUCGUGGAAGCAAUACCACGGCUCAUCGAAACAUUUUUGGAACAGUACAUCCGGACCAAUUCACUAAAGAACGAUCAAGUCUUUUGUUCCUACGUGCAGUCGACGUUGAAAAAUUCAAAGAGUUGGUGGUUCUGGGAAAAAGCGCCAUGGGAGGAGAGAAUCGCAACUGUUAUCAAACACAUACAAGAUGUUCAGAAUCGACUUCAACAAACGGUUGACGUACUCGGAAAAUCUCCGGUACCUUGGAGCCCUACGAUUAUUGCGCUAGCGGAGGCAGCCUCCGAUUUCGAUCACCCUCUUGCAUCGAAAAUUCGUGCGGAAAGAAACAGAGUCACUAUCAAAUUGAUCCUAAAAAAGUAUGGUUACGCCCAGAUCGGAUUAUGCACGAAGUUAUUUCGAUAUAUAAUAAAACAAGAUCGAAAGGAUAUGAUCGAUGAUAUUUGCGAGCUCACCAAAUCAGAUAAUCAUAUGAAAACAGAAGCAUUCACCUUUUGCAUCAAUCAUCUCUUAAAAUUGGGUCACAUCGAUCGAGCUUUGGAAGUUUUGCGCAACCUUGAUGAUCAAACACGUCAGCAAUGUUGUCAACAAGUAAUUUGUGUUAUCAAAACCCAACUGCAUUCCAAGGAGAGAGAUGCUUGGUUGACCAAUUACAUGGAGGCUCUGGGACCGAUCGGGAACCAACUUUGCGAAGUGCUUUCUCAACAAAAUAACGUACCCAUUGACUCAAACGAUUUUUUGCGAGAUAUACCAGUUUUGAAACGCAUCAAUAAGCUGCGUGAAAAAUUCAACGUCUGGGUAACUUUCGAUGAUUUUUAUGCGUCGAAGAAUCUCGCGUUGAAAAAUUAUAUCAAUCAGGUGGUUUCUGAUUUGAAAAAUGAGGAAAAAUCAGUGCUCAGAUGCUGUCAGAAUCUGGAGAAAGUUUCAAGUCUUCUCGGUCUUCCUUCUCUUCAAUCUUUGCUCAUGUUUUUCAAUGAAACUAAAAACAAGGCGAUACUGAAACAUUCCAUAACUCGGAUGUAUGAAAGUGGAAUUAUGUCGGAGGACGAUAGCUUUUACCUGAAGGAGUUAUGCAUGGCGUGGAUGACGAAUGCUGAUCGGGAUCCUAUAACUUCGAGACUCUUGUUGAAUGUCUGUGCCUCGAAUCUGGUCUCGGGUUAUGGCCAAUCAGCCAACUAUAUGGAAGCUAUAAGUUGCCACAAUCAAGUAGCAGCAUAUGUAGAAGUCAUUGGUCAAGAAGAAGUUCCUUACCAAUCGGCGUUAGGAACGAAAGAUUCGGUAUGGAAUUUUGACGAGCAGAGUUACAGCUUGUAUUCAAUUUACGAGGAUGCUGCAAUUUCUUCAGGGAAUGAAUUAUCUUUGGGAUUAUUCAAAGAUUCAUCGAAAAUAAUACAAUUUUACGAAGAUACAGAAUGUUCGAGCGAUGAUCAACCGGAGAAGAAUGAUUCGAGUACCGAAUUAGAAAUCCAAUUAUUGGUCAAGGCUCAUAUGGAAAAAGCAAAGCACAUUCAGAACGAGCACCACAGUUAUGCUGCCUUGCGCAUUUCCAAAAAUUUACAUUAUUCGUUGAGUGCAUUUUCAUCGGUUGACGCUACAGUACUGACAGAGACACGAGCUGCAUUAUCGUCCUGUCUUUACACGCUCUUGAGAAAAAUCGUCAGUGCAAGAUCCCUCGACGUUUGUUUGGGUCUUUCCUGCCUCUUGAUGCUGACUGAAUCUGAAGCUAUUGAAUGGUUCAAAGUAGCAGGACGAUCCCUCCAAAGUGAUCUUCUCAGGCAUCGCGAAGUUGUUAAUUUAGGAUGCGAAUAUUAUCGCAUUAUCAAACGUGAAACUUUGUUUCACGAGUUGUAUAAUUUAGAUCGACAGAAAUUGUUGCAUCGUUGGUCUCGGAAGCUUACCGAAUACGGAAUUUCUUAUCAAGAAAUGUUUGCCAGUGAUAUGGAACAAAAACGCAGUAUCCUGGAGCGAAUCAUGCACUUGAAGUCAUCCCCUUUAAUUUCUUUGCUCGAAGAUUUUUGCGACGAUUUUGGUUUCAACAAAGACGAAUGCUUUUUACUGUAUCUCGAAGUAUUAUUGAGCAGCUGGCAGCCACGAAUGAACUUCACAACUGUUAAUGGGAGAAAAGAAUUGAAGAUCGACGAAAACGACGUACGCAAUUUGAACGUAAAGUGUGGAGAAGUUGCAGCCAAAAUUCAAGACAAGGCUUUGCUAAAAAGCCAUCUAACGAAAUUGUCCCCGCAGGUGAAUUUUUAUCAUUACGAAGUCUUUCUUACGAUGAUCGAUCUCUGUGGGGAAAGGAAUGUCGAAAGGAUCGAACUCUUUUGCUUCUUGAAAAAUUACACGCGUUAUGGAUCUCCAACGGAAUUCGAACGGGAAGCAUGGGCUCUACUUUGUCACGAUAACAGUUCUCUACCACCGAUAUCACAAUGGAGAUUGCCAUUUUUGCCAAAAUGUGAUCAAUACAAACUCAUCAUUCCCGAAUUGAAUCUCAAAACGUACGAGCAAUGGUUGAGCAUAGCCCCAACGCUGAAGAUUCAGUCCCACGUUAUUUGUACAAUGUCGAUAAAGGGCUCGGUAACAGAAGCUUGGAAAAGUUACGUCAAUGAUGCGAGUCGUUCUCAAGUAUGGUCUUUGUAUCCGCUGAACAGCGGGUUGUUAAAAGACAUUAAAAAAUGUAUAAAACGAAUGGAAGGCCUCGACGGGUUGUACUAUGGAACAGCAGCAUUAUAUUUCGUUGUGAAUCACACGCCUCAAGGUGCUGAUCAAGUUGCUGCGGCCCAGGCGUGUUUCGCUUCCGCCCAACUUUGGGAAGAGCGUUCCGAAUUUUUGGAUGAAAGUGACGAAAGAAUGAUCGCCAAAGUCAAGGACAAAUAUCUGCGAUUGACGUCCAAACAUAUUCUCCAUAUUCAUGGAGUCGGUGAUGACAAAUAUACGAAACUCAUCGGUCAACCAGAAAAGUUGAUACGCGAGCUUUACAAUGAUGAGAGCAUACCAGAGCGAUUCAAAGGCGCAAUACAACACAGGCCCGACAUAAAUGCAGCUGCAGACGCGUUAGGACGAUUAUUCUCUUUCAACAUGACCACGAUGCGUUAUAAUUUUCUACUUGAAUGGCUACGCUUCAAUGUAUGGAAGGACAAACAUAAUGAGAGCAUGACAAUGGGAUUUGGAAAUUCGAUACCAGUUGUUGAGGAUGAUCGUACCGAAGAGAAUAAUUUGUUGCGGGCUUGUUAUAUUCUCGAAUCAGAAGAUUCGAAAUUGCACGUUGGAUUUUUAAUAAACGUUGCUUUUGCCACCGAAAACGGAGACGACGGAUAUGGAGCAGGUUUUCGUUUUCGCGCUCUACGAGUACUUCAGUCGAUUGUAGACGAAAAUGAGUUACAGGAUCUUACUAAGCACGAUCCCAAGAGCCUACGGGAAUACAUGAAAUCUUUGCGGUAUCUCGACGAAUUGGAGCGUUUGGGUUUAGCUUACACUCUCACCAGUUUUGAAAAUUACUGCAAACGUACAUUGGCACAAAUACUCCUAAAAAAUCUGAAUUAUGUGCCUCGAGCUCUGAGUUUGAUUAUACAGAUUUGUAUAGAUUACAACGUUCACGAUCACUUGCUGUUGGACGCGACGUUGGAACGAAUGGUCAAGCUGUCAAUGGUGGAAGAAUUGGAAAAAUUUUUACCGAUCAUAGGAACUAUGACGAUGAUAAGCGGCUCCGGUUACACAGCCGGUUGGCAAUUAAUUGUUGCAACUCCGUUUAUGAGACUCGGUCCUCGACCUACUCCGGAACAAUUUUCAGAUUGUGUUCGAUUAUUGAGACUCUUGCAUGCAUGUCCAGUCAUAUCGAAGCUGGAUUUUAAAGAAAUAAUCAGUCAAUGCUUUCACUGUUCAGGAGCAGUGCAUUUUGCAGCUGCUCUUUUGCCAUUUCUCCCAGAAAACGAUCAACAUUACGUUAUGGAGAGAUUUAAAACUGUACCUAAUCUCACAAAUGUCAUUGACCGCUUAAUUGAGCUGUCAUCUCUAGGAAUAUUGGUCACCUCACAAACUUUCGUUACAUUGAAAGCCAUUUCGGCAGAUGGUUUAGAGUGAACGAAGCGCAAUAAAACGGUCAACACAACUUUACAGUAUAAUCGUAAAUCUGAUCUCUGGUAAAAUGGUAAAUGAUUAAUUUUCAGCAGCUGUUAUUCCUUUUAUAUUGAUACUGUUACAUGUACAUAAAUAUUCAUAUAAGAAUAUUAAGAGACCUGGCCGCCUCUAUCAGCAAGCAUUGAAAUACAUAUUUUUGUACAAUGA
Venturia canescens is the source of this 9110-nucleotide messenger RNA. It is a transcript of the gene rod, whose product is annotated as rough deal. Lineage: Eukaryota; Metazoa; Arthropoda; Insecta; Hymenoptera; Ichneumonidae. Gene Ontology annotation, cellular component: cytoplasm; RZZ complex; kinetochore microtubule. Bases 2718 to 8906 code for a protein of 2062 amino acids. Gene Ontology annotation, biological process: mitotic spindle assembly checkpoint signaling; mitotic sister chromatid segregation; protein localization to kinetochore involved in kinetochore assembly. The record is from RefSeq and is a predicted model, not a curated record. Gene Ontology annotation, molecular function: small GTPase binding. The transcript has 30 exons.